CGGCCGCCGCCCCCAUCGCCGGCCCCUGCAUGCCCGGCGCCCGGGUCGCAGCCCACCUGGACGCUCUGGGCCCCCUGGUCUCCUACGUGCAGCCACCGCUGCUCCCCUCUAUGUUCUACGUGGGCCUGUUCUUCGUCAAUGUGCUGAUCCUCUACUACGCCUUCCUCAUGGAAUACAUCGUUCUCAAUGUGGGCCUCGUCUUUCUGCCCGAGGACUUGGACCAGGCGCUGGUGGACCUUGGUGUACUCUCAGACCCUGGCUCUGGCCUUUACGAUGCAGACUCAGAGCUCGACGUCUUCGAUGGAUAUUUGGAAUAAGGUCUUGAUUACUGUUCCCCACUUGCCUUCCGCCAUCCACAACUCUUGACCUGGACCAGCCGCCUGUAUCAUGCCGCUGCCACUGGCUGGGGGCACCAUCUGGACAGGGAUGGGACCCCAGGAAGAGGCCCGGCUCAUGAAAAUCUGCCUUGUUGAGAGAACAAAGUGUUGGACCUCCCUGCAUGGUGACUGGUCCAUGAACAUCAACCAUUGUUAUGACAGGUAAGUGCAGUCUGGAAUCAUCUGCCCUCACUUGCCUUGUCCAUUAAUAUUCAUGUCCCAUGACC
This is a messenger RNA of Rattus rattus (black rat), 604 nucleotides long. RefSeq names its product Dexi homolog (gene Dexi). The transcript is spliced from 2 exons. Bases 30 to 317 code for a protein of 95 amino acids. Lineage: Eukaryota; Metazoa; Chordata; Mammalia; Rodentia; Muridae. The record is from RefSeq and is a predicted model, not a curated record.